Bipolaris sorokiniana ND90Pr is the source of this 282-nucleotide messenger RNA. RefSeq lists its product as uncharacterized. NCBI's taxonomy places the organism in Eukaryota, Fungi, Ascomycota, Dothideomycetes, Pleosporales, Pleosporaceae. The coding region runs from base 1 to 282 and encodes 93 amino acids. The transcript has 2 exons. The record is from RefSeq and is a predicted model, not a curated record.
AUGUCGACGUCUACAUUCACUGAAUUCCACAUCAGACAAGAAAUCACAGGCUAUGCCUUCAAAGUAUCUUCCACGACCGACAUACUUGCUCUGAUUGUCGUCUUCUUGCACCUCGCCAUGGCUGUCAUUCACACGCUCCGCUUGGUUAUCCGGCGGCGUAGUUCCAGCUGCUGGGACUCCAUACCCGAGUUGCUAACGCUUACUCAACAGUCAAGUCCCUCUGAAGUUGCUUUGAAGAACACGACAACGAGGAUUCAUCGAAUGAGUGGAGCUGGUCUUUGA